CACACCGCAAUUCUGCGUGGCAAUGGCGUCGGCAGAUGGUGCACCUGCAUGUUGGAGAAAAAUCAUUUUGUUUUUCCUGGUCAGUUUAGCAGUUGUGAGAACUUCAUUCUCCCAGUCUUUGUCGAAUACGUCUGCUCUACCUGAGAAUACAGAAGUUCCAAUUUCGUUACCUCUGACAACCGAUCCUUCUGUUCCAUCUGGAGGUGUCACUAAUGAAGCCAGCAAACCGAUCAGCAUUUGUAAUAGUACUGCCUGCAAAUCCGUCGAAUUUGACAUCAUCUGGAAUGAACAUCAUACUAUAAAUCCUUGCAACAAUUUUUAUGAAUACGCUUGUGGUGGUUACUACAACAUUCGAGAGGUACCACAAGGAAAGAAUUACACGGAUCAAUUUUUGACGCUUCAAGAAAAGUAUGCUAAAAAUAUUGAAGACAUUUUAAAAGGAGACCUUAGUGAAACAGACAGUUCAUCGUUAACGAAGGCCAAAGUGCUAUACAGUGAUUGCGUAGACACGUUCACCAUCGAGAGAACGGGUCUCCUUAAAAUUCGAGAGAAGUUGGACUUGAAUGGGGGCUGGCCUAUUAUUUCCAGAAGGAAAGAACAAUAUUCAUGGCAAAACCUCCACAAAUACUACGACCUAAUUUCUGAAACCUUCGCUCUGUACAAAAUUUCGAUUCGUCAAAAUGGCCAAUCUCCUAUAAUUUCGUUGGAGGUGCCUGAUUUCGCAAUCCCUCGUGCCAAAUUGUUGAACCGUUCUCAAGAUCCUUAUUCAAUUGCUCAAUAUGUAAAAUAUAUCGAAGAAGCCGCUCACGCUCUUCGUCCAUCUUCAGAAACGAAUAUUACUAACAAUGAUAUCGCGACAGAUAUAUUUGCACUAAUUAACUUCGAAGAAGAGCUUGCCAAUAUCACCGAAAUUGAAUCUUCAAAUAACGGAAACAAUCAAGAUCAUCCAAUGACACUUCAAAUGUGGCAGACAUUAUACAAGACUGUAUCAAGGACCGAAGUCUCAAAAGUAAACUGGAUCAAGACAGUGAAGAAUCUAUUUAAUCUCGCCCGGGUAAAAGUUGAAAGUUCAGAAAACAUUGUUAUUUCCAAUAUGGUUUACUUUUUCGAACUAGCUAACCUGCUUGAUAGAACACCACCUCGUACCGUAGUGAAUUAUAUACACUGGAAGUUUAUUAGUCGCGUUUUAAAGUACGGGAAUACCAGAAUGCAAAACAUCGGUGCUGAGUUCCAGGAGACAUUCUUUGGAAUAAAGGAGACCGGGACACGAUCGGAACAAUGUAUUCGUGAACAUGGAUUAACCCACGCUGUUUAUUAUGAGUUAAAAAGGAAAAACUUUUCAUCGGAAUCCAAUCUUGUUGCCAAGAACAUAUUCACCACAAUCAAGAGUCAAAUUAUACGACUUAUCGAAGCAGCAACCGGUCUGGAUGAGAAUACAAAAUUGUUAGUGAAAACGAAGCUUCAAAAUAUAAAAGAGCUUGUUGGAUACCCUUUUUGGUAUGACAACAGUGAAGCAUUGAAUCGGUACUAUAGAAAGCUGGAAAUCCUUAAAGACGAUUACUUCAACAAUGUAUUAAAAUGCAAAGGAUUUACAUUGAAGAGAAAACUGAAGAAACUUCGAGAUUCAACAGAAUCAGAUUGGUACGAGAACAUUAACUUACUGAAUGGACUGCAACAACGAUACAACAACAAUAUAAUUUUGCCUGUGGGCAUUCUUCAAAUACCAUUAUUCAACCAUGAACUUCCCGACGCUAUAAAUUACGGAGCUAUUGGAUCCAUUAUAGGUCGUGAAAUAUUCGCCGCACUUGACGGUUUAUUGCCUAACGUAAACACGAACUUCUUCACCGACAAAUUUAAGCAGUACCAAUUGAUUUAUGGAAAAACCGUUCCGGAACAAGAUGCUCCGAAUGUAAGUGACAGUAUCGCUACAACUAUCGGGCUUCAAGCAGCUUAUAAAGCUUACUUAGAUAAAGUCAAAGAAGACACAUAUGUUGAAAAAAGGCUAUCAAUUCUUUCAAAGAUGAGCGGGGAAAAGCUAUUCUUUAAAGCUUUUGCAAACGCUUUUUGCAAGACGGUAAGAUCAGAGUUUGCUGUAUACUCAUUGGACACCCAGCAAUAUAGCGCAUCACAAAUGAAAAUAAUUGAUUCUAUCUCAAGUAUUGUCGGAUUUGGGGAAGCUUAUAAAUGCACCGUUGGAUCGCCUAUGAACCCAGAGAAAAAAUACAGUUUAUAGAAAUAGGUAUCAAAGAAU
Messenger RNA from Orussus abietinus, 2251 nucleotides. Its product is annotated as membrane metallo-endopeptidase-like 1. Gene Ontology annotation, cellular component: plasma membrane. The transcript has 18 exons. Gene Ontology annotation, molecular function: metalloendopeptidase activity. The record is from RefSeq and is a predicted model, not a curated record. Bases 23 to 2233 code for a protein of 736 amino acids. Lineage: Eukaryota; Metazoa; Arthropoda; Insecta; Hymenoptera; Orussidae. Gene Ontology annotation, biological process: protein processing.